Leptosomus discolor (cuckoo roller) is the source of this 1540-nucleotide messenger RNA. Lineage: Eukaryota; Metazoa; Chordata; Aves; Leptosomiformes; Leptosomidae. The record is from RefSeq and is a predicted model, not a curated record.
CACUGAUGGAAACUGGGUGGCUUUGCAGAAUGUUGCUUUGCCUCGUCCUCGAAUGCUCGCCAAACCAAAGAGUCAAGUAUUCAAAGCUUUGGAGAAUGAAUCCAGCAUUGUGUCUGCCUAUGACGAGAUGGGCUCAGACAGCGAGGAUGACUACGACUGGAAUGUGGCCUUGAACAAGCUGCGUCGGAGACCUCGGCAGUUACCAGAUGAUUUCUAUUAUACCAAUUCCCAGUAUAGUACUGAAUGGGUUUAUGGCAAUGAUGAGUACCAGGCAGUGACCUCCCCUUCCUCUGGGUUGUACACCAAUACUGAAACACUGUUCUCCGAUUCGGAAACAUCGUCAGUAAACUCAUCCCAGGAAGCUAAAGGACCUAGCAAACUUCUCUGGUUACAAAGCAGAACUCAAAGCGAUACGCCCAGAAUGGAAAAAAAACAUUUCCAUGGAGAACUGGAUGUAAAUUUCAAUCCACAGGCAACCAGCUUGGAGUAUUCAGACAGCAGUGAGACUGAAGAAGUCCAUUAUGAUUUAGAAAAGAGAUCAAGAAUGUGGAGGAAGAACAAAGCAAUCUCUGAAGAAUUAUGUGAAGAAAAAAAUCACACGAAAGCCAACAAGAUGAAUUUAAGUCAGGAUUUGGAUGAUUUAUCAGAAACAGAUAUAAGCGGUGAGGAUCAGCAUCAUAUCAAGCCGGACCAUACAGAGGAGGAGCCUAAAUCCAGAUUAUUUCAGCUUGCUGCUAAAAUGAGUGACAAGGGAACGUCUUCUGGUGAAGAUCAAGAGUCAGAACCUAGAACAGACCCUGAAAACCAGAAGGAGAGUUUGGACUCGGAGGAAAAUGACAGAAGUAUUCAGGAAGAGUUAAAGAAGAAGUACUCAGCUGUCUCUCUCUGCAACAUAUCUACGGAAGUCCUGAAAGUCAUCAAUGCCACUGAAGAACUGAUAGCAGAAUCCACCGGUCCCUGUGAUUUCCCAGCUGACAUUCAGGACAAAGAAAGAGGGACCUUUCCACUGGGGACGGACCCUGUCAGACUUGAUGAGCAGCUCACCACACUGGAAGAAAACGUGUACCUGACGGCCAGCACGGUGUACGGGCUGGAGGGGCAGCUGACCAACCUGGAAGACGCCGCACGCAAGAUCAACAGUGUUACUGCAGAAUCUGAGCUGGCUGAUCUGGAGGAUCAGGUGGCCACAGCAGCCGCCCAGGUUCAUCACGCGGAGCUUCAGAUUUCAGAUAUUGAGAGCAGAAUAUCAGCUCUCACUGUUGCAGGCUUGAACGUGGCUCCAUGUGUUCGCCUGACAAGGAAACGGGAUCAAAAGCAAACAAACCAGAUGCAUACAAUAGACACAUCAAGACAGCAGAGGAGAAAACUUCCAGCUCCACCAAUAAAAGGUGAAAAAGCAGAUGGUUCUCCAGUUACCACAGUCAGGACAUUUAACAGAAACUUCAUACUUCAAGGAUCUCUAACACAAAGAACUAAAGAGAGGAAAAGCACUGCCAAGGACUUAAUGGAACCUGCUAUAGGAUCUGCUGUGAUGUACUAA